Messenger RNA from Cherax quadricarinatus, 1723 nucleotides. Lineage: Eukaryota; Metazoa; Arthropoda; Malacostraca; Decapoda; Parastacidae. The record is from RefSeq and is a predicted model, not a curated record.
CUUAAAUGGUUCACUGAUGAGGCUCCGUGCGUAUUUUACCAACGAUUACUAUCGCUACGAGACGCAAAGAGCGCCCCGGCCGAAGCAUUCCGACACGGCUCGCAAUGCAACGAAAUCCAACAAGUAGACGUUGUUGAAAAUGGAGAGACGUAGCUUUCCGUGAGAGAGUGUUCGGUGGCGAGAGGAAGCGUUCACAGGCCAGAGGGAUCAAUAUCUGUUCGGGUAAAUACGGUGGGAGGGCGACGCAGCAGCAGCAGCAGUGCGGGAGACAGAGGUGGCGGUGAUGGUGGCGGCCCAGCUCCUGACGGUGAACACCACCCUCAGUGGACACUUUGCUGGGCGUGGGGGUGGAUCUACCAGUCUGACACCCGCUCCUGACGGGUUCUUACCGUCUUUGGUCAGUUGCACAAGUCAUUAACCUAUCACCUUACACUAGGGGUCAACGAGCCUAUGUGAGAGGACCGCUGAUGUCCUCGGGGUGUCAAUGAGCACUGAAGCGGGUACUGGUCUCGGAUAAUAAAGAGAGUGACAGCAAAAACACAGCAGGUGGUAGUAAAUGACAUGAACGACAUGGCGUUCAUUCAGUUUUUGAGCUAAUGAGUGAUUGGAAGCUGGGGUUGUGUGAGCAAGACCUUGUGGGGGCGGGGCAGACGGUGCUACUGAACGCGACACCCCACCUCUCUCUCUCUCCCUCUCUCUCUCUCUCUCUCUCUCUCUCUCUUUCUUCUCUCUCCUCUUAAGCCCACCUAAACCGUAAAAUUGCCACUCUCUGUACACCUUUCUUGAAAACCUCUGCUCGGAGAGUGAACUCACUCAUACUGUGAUUGUAUAUUUUUAGAGGGAAGGAAGCACUCGGUGUCAAUUUUGUGGCAAGGCUUCACGGUGUGCUCACAGAAAUGAAAAUGAUAACUGGCGAAUGAAGUGACGAAAGAAAGAGAAAAAAAGGGAAGAGGAAGUGAAAGUAUUCUUGAUAUUCGUGGCGAGGAAGAGAGAAGUAAGAGAGGAGGACCAAGCACGUGGAAGCAAGGGUCCGCCACCACCCUCUCGACACCAGACUAACAACACGUGAUGGUGCUGGAAUGCUGAGGCCGCAUGUUGUGUUGAUUGAAAGGCACUGUGGGUAUUGCGAGUAAAGGCACGGCCAGCAGACUACCCAGGAGUGUACCGUGGGCGUGUGGCGUUAGCGUGUGUAGUGUGGACGUGCUACACACAGAGUAUAAGCAGGAUGAGUCGCCGGCGUCACAGGACUAUGAGUUUCUCUUACCCCCACACUCAAAUCGAGCGUCAGAUAGACUCCUUUUUGGAGACGUUCAAGCGACGCAGCGCCGCCGCGAUGGAGCGAGCACAGAGCCUUCAGGGGGGUCCUGGGGGUCUCCUCUCCCCAUAUAUGAACGACUCUCCCACCCCGGACGGCUCCCCGGCCACCAAGAGCCGCUCACCCCGCCGCUGCCCACGGGUCAAGUUCCAUAUCCCUGGGAGGAGGUCGCGGUGGGCGUGGGGCGGGCGGACGGGUCCCACGGGCGUACCCCGCAGCAAGUCCGGUGUUAGCGUCGCGUCCUCAGAGACGGACUCGGGUAGCGACUCCAUGGAGGUAGUAACCCGCUCCCUCCCUCACUCCCUCCAUACCUGGGCGUCAGCAGACAGCAUCCCAGGUAAGUACAACUUUCUCCCUCACUCCAUCAACACCUGAGCACCAACAGACAAUAACCCAUGUAACUACAAC